GAGCCGCCGCCGCCGCCAGCAGCAGCAGCAGCAGCGGCAGCAGCAGCAGCCUCGGCUCCUCCUCGCGCCCGCCCGCUCGCCCGCCCUCCCCUCCCUCCCGCACGGCAGCCGCGCUCGCCCAGCGGACGGGGUGUAAGGCAGCGACGUCGGCAGGAGCAUGGCCCGCACCAAGCAGACCGCCCGCAAGUCCACCGGCGGCAAGGCGCCCCGCAAGCAGCUCGCCACCAAAGCCGCCCGCAAGAGCGCGCCCUCUACUGGCGGGGUGAAGAAGCCGCACCGUUACAGGCCGGGUACCGUGGCUCUCCGUGAAAUCAGGCGCUAUCAAAAGUCGACCGAACUUUUGAUCCGCAAACUUCCCUUCCAGCGCCUGGUGCGUGAAAUUGCUCAGGACUUCAAAACAGAUCUGCGCUUCCAGAGCGCUGCCAUCGGUGCUUUGCAGGAGGCAAGUGAAGCCUACUUGGUUGGCCUGUUUGAAGAUACCAACCUGUGUGCUAUCCAUGCCAAACGUGUCACAAUCAUGCCAAAAGAUAUCCAGCUAGCACGCCGCAUACGUGGAGAGCGUGCCUAAACUUCACCAUGAUGGGUUUGUCAUUCUCGAAGCAAAAUCUUCUUCCUGUUAUUGGUAGUAAUGAACGUUAGAUAUUUUUUCCAUGGGGUUAAAAGGUACCUAAGUAUAUGGUUGCAAAUGGAAAAAUAGGGGACAGAAUUGGGUAUUGGCAAGUUUUUUUCCAUUUUCAUUUGUGUGUGGAUUUUUAAUAUAAACGAGGGGACAUAAAACAUCAAUGCGGUCAAAAAAAUGUUUCAGUGAACAAGUUUCAACAAUUCAACUUUAUAAAAAAAAUUAUAAAUAAACCUGUCAAAUUUUUCUGGACAAUGCCAGCAUUUGGAUUUUUUUAAACAAGUAAAUUUCUUAUCAAUGGCAACUAAAUGGUGUUUGUAGCAUUUUUAUCAUACAGUAGAUUCCAUCCAUUCACUAUACUUUUCUAACUGAGUUGUCCUACAUGCAAGUACAUGUUUUUAAUGUUGUCUGUCUUCUGUGCUGUUCCUGUAAGUUUGCUAUUAAAAUACAUUAAAUGA
Messenger RNA from Harpia harpyja (harpy eagle), 1077 nucleotides. RefSeq names its product histone H3.3A. Lineage: Eukaryota; Metazoa; Chordata; Aves; Accipitriformes; Accipitridae. Gene Ontology annotation, molecular function: structural constituent of chromatin; DNA binding; protein heterodimerization activity. The record is from RefSeq and is a predicted model, not a curated record. Bases 158 to 568 code for a protein of 136 amino acids. The transcript is spliced from 4 exons. Gene Ontology annotation, cellular component: nucleosome.